UUUAUAAACAAAUAGAUUAAGAAGAUACAAUUCCUAUUAUUUUCUUAGCAUCCAAAAGAGAGAAAGCAAAGACAACAACACUUUGUUUAGCUAAAUGUCUGCAACUCGAGAUGGGGAAGACAUGAAUCCUACAAUGAAGUAUGAGAAGUAUGAAGCUGAGUAUGCUCAAUAUCUAAUGGGAAAAUAUUUCUCUGACAAGAGCUUAUGUGGAGGAAAGAUCUUUGAUAAUGAAGUGAAGAUUGAUGACCAAAUCAUCAAGUCAAGCAGUUUCAGAACCAGUAAUCUCCAGGAUGAAAACAAGCCAUCAUCAAGUUUUCUUCCAGCUCUGAGCUCUACUAGUAUCCCAUGUAGGAAACCUAGAUCCAGGGUAGAAUAUUUUUAGUUUAAUGCUUGUUUGGUUUCUUGGAAAAUUAUUGCUUCCCGCUUUGGAACGUUGCUUCCAUUUGGUGGUCACAGCACUUGGUUCAUAAAUGUUGAUGUUUUAGGUAAAACUUUGACGGUGGUUCUGGUUAAAAAUGUAAAAUCACAUAAAAAUAUAAUUAUUUUUAUAUAUAAUUUAUGUAUUUCUUUUAAUA
Messenger RNA from Jatropha curcas, 575 nucleotides. RefSeq lists its product as uncharacterized. The record is from RefSeq and is a predicted model, not a curated record. Lineage: Eukaryota; Viridiplantae; Streptophyta; Magnoliopsida; Malpighiales; Euphorbiaceae.